AUCCCUUUUAUAAGGUUAAAGCCCAAAGGCAGAGCAUAAACCACAACCUCCUACACUCUGUUUUCUUCAAUUCAAAUUUCUCUCUUCACUUCUUCACUAUUUUUAGAGUUCAAUGGAUGAUUCUUACUCAUUGAAAGCCUGUAGAACUCAUUUACCAGAAAGCCCAAGAGCUCCCAUGGAGUUCCUCUCUCGCUCAUGGAGUGCCUCUGCUCUUGAAGUCUCAAAAGCUUUAGCCCCUCCUCCUUCAAUGCCUAUGCCCGUGCCUUUGCCUCCAAAAUCCGCUAGUGGGUCUUCCUGUACGACUUCGUCUAUACCCGAAGACGUCACCGGCGAGUUCGAAGAGUUCCCUGUUCUUCACGGCAAUGGAAAUCACUUCUCUUUCUCUUCUUCCGCUACUUCUCAGCUCGUGCUUGAUCGCAUUAUGUCACAGUCCGUCAGAGAGGAAGUGUCGCCGUUGACGUCCGGGAGGCUUUCACAUAGCAGCGGACCUUUGAACGGUGGGUCUUUGACGGAAACAGAUAGCCCGCCGGUGUCGCCGUCCGAUGAAUUCGACGACGUCGUUAAGUUCUUUAGAGCAAAUCACAGCAUUCAGUCCCUUUUCACAAAUGGCCGUGCCAGUGCCGGCAAUGUUGGCGGAACUACAGGCGGUGGAUCAAAGACGGUGGGGAGAUGGCUGAAGGACAGAAAAGAGAAGAAAAAAGAAGAACACAGAGCCCACAAUGCCCAACUCCACGCUGCUGUUUCGGUUGCUGCAGUAGCUGCUGCAGUGGCAGCUAUUGCAGCAUUCCAGGCUGCUUCUUCUUCAUCAAAGAAGAACGAACAUUCCGCAAAGACCGACAUGGCGGUGGCCUCAGCCGCCACCUUGGUGGCUGCUCAAUGUGUUGAGGCAGCAGAGGCAAUGGGGGCUGAAAGAGACCACCUUGCUUCGGUUAUUAGCUCUGCCGUUAAUGUCAGAUCUCAUGAUGAUAUCUCUACUCUUACUGCUGCAGCAGCCACAGCUCUACGAGGAGCAGCAACACUAAAGGCAAGAGCAUUAAAGGAAGUAUGGAAUAUCUCAUCAGUAUUACCAGUGGAGAAAGGAGUACCAAUGGGUGUUAAAGGCAACAACAUUCAUCAUUCCAACGAUGGUCAUAACCAAGAACCCGACCUUCAUCAACCUGAGAAUUUCCUCUUCGCUCACACUCAAGAUUUCCUCGCUAGAGGUACCGAGCUCCUCAAGCGCACCCGAAAAGGGGAUCUUCACUGGAAAAUAGUAUCUGUUUACAUUCACCGCACUGGGCAGGUGAUGCUGAAGAUGAAGAGCAGACAUGUUGCCGGAACAAUCACAAAAAAGAAGAAGAACGUGGUGUUGGGUGUAUGCAAGAACGUACCGGCAUGGCCAGGACGACACUUGUUCGAGGGAGGAGAACAGCGGCGUUACUUCGGAUUGAAGACAGAAAUGAGAGGCAUAGUAGAGUUUGAGUGCAGGAGUCAAAGAGAAUAUGAUCAGUGGACACAAGGCGUUUCAAGGCUUCUUUCAAUGGUAGCUGAUUCAAAGAACAGAUAUUAGGAAUGUUUUAAUGUAUUAUCUCUUUUGUGACUUAGAUAGUUCGUAGUUUAGUUGAAGGUGGUUAGUUCCAAUACUCUGACCCGCUCUUGAAAGAAUGUACACAGGGAAAGGAGGGGAGGGGCCAGGGGAGAUCUGAAUCACAAUAAAAACCAUCGUUUUGGUUAGUAUAAUUCUUAAGAGAGCUGGGAAUUGUGAUCUCAGAUAUCAAAUAUGUGAAGUUGAACAUUGCUUGAAUCCAA
This is a messenger RNA of Benincasa hispida (wax gourd), 1788 nucleotides long. RefSeq names its product VAN3-binding protein-like. Gene Ontology annotation, biological process: phloem or xylem histogenesis; auxin-activated signaling pathway; leaf vascular tissue pattern formation. Lineage: Eukaryota; Viridiplantae; Streptophyta; Magnoliopsida; Cucurbitales; Cucurbitaceae. The record is from RefSeq and is a predicted model, not a curated record.